Messenger RNA from Castor canadensis (American beaver), 1711 nucleotides. RefSeq names its product HemK methyltransferase 1, mitochondrial release factors N(5)-glutamine (gene Hemk1). Gene Ontology annotation, cellular component: mitochondrion. The record is from RefSeq and is a predicted model, not a curated record. Lineage: Eukaryota; Metazoa; Chordata; Mammalia; Rodentia; Castoridae. Gene Ontology annotation, biological process: protein methylation. Gene Ontology annotation, molecular function: nucleic acid binding; protein methyltransferase activity.
GCCGGGAGCCAAAAGCCGAGAGCCAAGAGACAAAAGCCGGGAGCCGGGCUCUCUUGAGACCACCGCUGACCCAGGUGGCCUGCACUGAAGUCCGGCAGGGGACCGGUCUGAGCUACAGGUUCAGCCUGCUUCAACUGAAAAUGUGAAGAGCACAAUUGGCCAAGACAAGAAGAAUCAAAUAGGGUGGCAAACACAACUGAGGACCAAAACAUUGUGGGGAGCAGAGCUUGUGCCUCUCCAUCUCCACCCAGCCAGGGCCAGCACCUACCCCAGCAGCUGACAUUACGAGGAAGACUUGGGAACCUAGGAGCACUAAGAGAGCCUUUUCCUGAGAGAUGAAACUUUGGGGCCAAAUGCUGAGGGCCCUCCUGUCCAGUUCUAGGGGAAGGAGAGGAGGCACCUGGGGCUGGGCCUUCAGCUCAUGGCCGUCCCAUCCAUCUCUGGCAGGGCUGUUGAGUGCUACAGGGGUGGUCAACCACUGGACAAGGGUCUUUGAGAAGAGAGGCAUCCCAGAGGCCCAGGAAUCCAGUGAGUACAUCGUGGCUCAUGUCCUCGGAGCUAAAACAUUUCAGAGCCUGAAGCCAGUACUUUGGACCCAGCCACUGACCCCUCAGCAGCUGCAAUGCAUCCAGGAGCUGUGUAGCCGCCGACUGCAGAGGAUGCCUGUGCAGUACAUCCUUGGGGAGUGGGACUUUCAAGGACUCAGUCUGAAGAUGGCACCGCCAGUGUUCAUUCCUCGGCCAGAGACAGAGGAACUUGUUGAAUGGGUGCUGGAGGAGAUUGCCCAGAGAUCCUAUGUAGUGAAAGGCCAACAUGGCCCCCUCAUUCUGGAGGUAGGCUGUGGAUCGGGAGCCAUCUCACUCAGCCUGCUGAGCCAGCUCCCUGAGAGCCAAGUCAUUGCUGUGGAUAAGAAGGAAGCUGCCAUCAGUCUGACCUGUGAGAAUGUUCAGAGGCUUCAGUUGCAGGACAGGAUUCGGAUCAUCCUCCUUGAUGUGACCCUAGAGGGGAGUUGCACACACCUUCUGCCCUGGGGUCCCGUGGACCUGAUUGUCAGCAACCCUCCCUACAUCUUCCACCAGGACAUGGAACAGCUGGCCCCAGAGAUCCGAAGUUAUGAAGACCCAGUGGCCCUGGAUGGUGGGGAGGAAGGCCUGGACAUCAUUACCCAUAUUCUGACCCUGGCUCCAAAGCUCCUGAAGAAUUCUGGAAGCAUCUUUUUGGAAGUGGACCCGAGGCAUCCAGAGCUUGUCAGAAGCUGGCUUCAGAGUCAGCCUGACCUGUACCUCAAUCUUGUGGCUGUGCGCAGGGACUUCUGUGGGAGGCCCCGAUUCCUGCACAUCCAGAGGUCUGGACCAUAGAGUGGCUGCCCUGUGGAUGCCUGGCCAGGGGCCCGGCCUGCAUAUAUGCCUGACUAACCCUUUUUGGAAUGAUGCUUAGAGGGCAGUGGAUGAUGCUUUCCAGAACCCCAGGUGCUUGUAGAAUUUCCAUGUUCUGUGAUUCCCCAUGCUGUGUAUUUUUAGGAGACUUGGAAACAAGAGUAGGGUGUCCUUGGGAUAGCAAAGGGCAGGGGCAUCUACAGUUUGGCUCAGGAGCUGAGAAAAUCUGGGUUUGUAGUCUAACUUCAUCACAUCAGAGUGGCCAAAGGCAGGUUACUCCAUGUUCUUGUCAGUGAUAUUGCUGUGAAGCUACUGGGAAAUAUGGCCAAUAAAAU